Molecule: messenger RNA, 2555 nt
Organism: Ostrinia nubilalis (European corn borer)
Lineage: Eukaryota; Metazoa; Arthropoda; Insecta; Lepidoptera; Crambidae
Gene: fru
Product: sex determination protein fruitless
Exons: 8
Coding region: 186-1445 (419 amino acids)
Biological process (GO): regulation of transcription by RNA polymerase II
Cellular component (GO): nucleus
Molecular function (GO): protein binding
Source: RefSeq, a predicted model, not a curated record
AACGUGUGAAGUUCGCGUUGCGAAUACUGGCCGAAUUAUGAUGUGAAAGAUAUUCCGAAGGCCGUGAGUGAACACGGAAAUCGAGAUGUGUGUGUGGUCAAAAAGACAGUGCAAGGUAGGGGUCGGGUGGCGUUUGUGAUGGCAAAAUUUUUGCAAAUGCACGGUCACUGACACUAGCACCUACAAUGGACCAGCAAUUUUGUUUGCGCUGGAACAACCACCCUAACAAUCUGACAGAUGUGCUAGCGAGCCUGCUACAAAGAGAGGCACUCUGCGAUGUCACGCUGGCCUGUGAUGGAGAAACAGUCAAGGCACAUCAAACAAUACUCUCGGCCUGUUCUCCAUAUUUUGAAACUAUAUUCCUGCAAAACUCACAUCCACACCCGAUAAUAUUCCUGAAAGAUGUCAGAUUAUCAGAGAUGAAAUCGUUAUUGGAUUUCAUGUAUAAGGGUGAGGUGAAUGUUGGCCAAAAUAUGCUACCGAUGUUCCUAAAAACUGCUGAAAGUUUACAAGUUAGAGGUUUGACAGAAAAUAAUACAUUGAAUCCUAAGUCCGAGGAGCGUUCAACGCCGUCAGUGAGCGCCGAGAACUUAUCCUCCCGCACGGAGUCGUUCGCGACGCCGCCCGCGGCGCACUGCGCGCCCCCCGCGGCCCUCACCCCGCUGCCCGCGGCGCCGGCGCAGCACCCGCCCCACUUGCCCCCGGAGAAGAGACGCAGGAAGAACUCGGCCGUACCCAGGGACGAGUUCGACCUGUCGUACAGGCACUAUGAGGGGCACCUAAAAGUGAAGGGCGGGUCCACCGGCUCCGGUUCCGAGCCGUCGACGCCGCCGCCGGCGCACACGCCGCGCCUGACGCCGCGCUCGCCGGCGCACACGCCGCACGUGAAGCAGGAGCCGGACGCGUACCCGGCGCCGCCGCAGCCGGCGCACGCGCCGCUCGCCGCGCACGCGCUGCCCCACCACCCCGCGCCGCACCCCCCGCCGCCGUUUGACCAGACCCACCUCACGGGGAUGGCAGUAACGGACAUGGCGACCAUGCUGACCCAGGGCUCGCUGAACAACGAGUGCAACGAGAGCGAGCCCAUGCUUCAACCACACCCGGACCAGACUGACACCAUAGACGGUGAGAAUAACGGCGUUGAUGAGAAUAGUAUACCACAGGAAUCCCUGAAAAAUAAACUAAUGAAUCUCGAUAACAUAGUUAAAUCGUUCAAAAUGGCUCUGAACAAUAAACCGUAUACAGUUCCCGAGUCGUGUUGCGUAUGCGGUAAAUUAGUGAAUAACAUAAAAAAACACAUGAAAUCUCAUAACCCAGAGCAACACAAAUGUCCACUGUGUCCGAUCAUACUCACUCGUGCCGACAAUCUCAAGAGGCAUCUCCGUAUGAAACAUUGUAAUGUCUUACAGUCCAGUAACUUGUCUAAUAUACAAACCCAAUGUUAAUGAAGUAGUUAAUAGUAUAAUUUAGGGUUCAGUGGCUGUUUUGUUAUGCUUAUGAAGAUGAAACGAUUUUGUUGCUUAUGAAAUUGCAAACCUAUUAUGAGAUUAACACGCGGUAGUAAUUUUAGAUAACGUACAAAUUCAUGAAUUUAAUGUCUAAUAGUAGCCAAGCUUCUCUUAUUAACACUAUAACGUUAACUAACAUUCUGCUAAGGUGAUCUAACAAAGUGCGCUUAUCCAUUGGUUCUAACAAAACGUUUUGUAACUAGACAAUAAGGUGUGGUGUGAUUAGUAUUGAUAAAAUUUCAACCUAGACCUAUUGAAAUACUCAUUCUCAUUAUUGAGUAAAAGCGAAGGUCUAAUUUAAUUCUGUUGUGUCUGAAUUGAUUUUAUUAUAAGACUCGCGUCUCGUUAGACGUUCGCUUUUAUUUUAUUAAUAAUAACAACUCUUCCUCUUGAUAAUGUUAAUAAAAAUAUGUAUGUAAGUAAUAUUUAUAAACAGGUACCGAAUCAUGCAUAGAGUUAACGGUAUACUUUGUGAUAUUAGGUAUCUACUAUCAGCUGUAAAUUAAUAUGCAUUAGAUCUCGACUUAUCAGCGUCGAAGGGAACCUUAAGCCCUUAUUUGGUAAGAAGAAAGUUACCACUCGGGAUGGUUAUCAUAUCAUGUUGCUAGGUAAAUAAUAAUUUACUGAAACAUGUUUUAUUUAAUUGGUGUUAUUUAUUUCAAUCAUCCCAUUUAUGGACAAUGAAGACCAGUUAUUUUCUUAUUAAUUUUAACAAGUAAUUUUAGUUUUUACAUAAUAAUAUUUUUAAUUUACUUGCCAUAAUUAGUUUGUUUUAAAAGACGCUGAUCAGUCGACGACUUUGAAACUGCCAUAGAAGAAACCAAAUUACGUGUUAUACAAACGUUAACUAUGAUCUCUUGUUGUUCCUUGUAGUAUGUAAUAAUAAAUUGGCACUAGUUCCGAGCUAGUGUUUAAGACUGAUUUUGCUUAUGUAAUUAAGGAACACUAAUUCUAAUUUAUUCUCAUUUAAUUUUACUUCAACUUAUGAUUUGUAUUGUAAAUUUCUCGUUACUGUGUGUUUGUUGCAAAUAUAUUCCUUUAUUUAUA